Durusdinium trenchii is the source of this 952-nucleotide messenger RNA. NCBI's taxonomy places the organism in Eukaryota, Dinophyceae, Suessiales, Symbiodiniaceae. The record is from the annotation of a GenBank genome assembly.
GACCUUUGCCGUCGUCUGGGCCAACUCCGUGGCCCCAGAUUUGGCGCAGGUGAUCUCGACCAAUCGCGGGGCCAGUGAGGGAGCUGCUGCAUUUGCGUCCGCCUAUUCCCUCGGCCGACAAGAAUCUGCCGCCGCCGUGAACUUGUUGAAGAAGGUGCCACCAGUGGUAAAGGAUACAUUGACUACUUUGGUGCAGUUCGAAUUGCGCCACGGCGACGCGGAUAUCCUCGCAAUGUUGGAGCAUGGGGUACCGCCCGUGGAUCUCGGGAAUUGUAUAAGGUUGAAUGCCCAACUCCUUCAAACUACAUGGCAGCAGACGGAACUGCAAAUGAAGUCCGAUUUGGAACUUCUGAAGGGUUGGGGACGCAAGUUUGAUUUGCACGCAUCGCAGCAGGGAUCCCUCGACUUCAAGUUCAUCAGUGACCGCUACAACAGGGGCAAAUCGGAAGUGGAGAAGUUAAUGACUGAGAAGCAUGUUCUGCAUAGCUGCGCUAGCAUUACGAUGGCGCAUGCUCCAAUCGUGAAUAUGCAGCAACAAAUGGGACAUUCGGGGCUGACCCUGCUGAUCGUUGACGCAACUUUGUGGCCCUCUCGUGCCGUUGCGAUAGACGAGGCAAUUCAGAUGUGCCAGGCAAUCUCAACGGGGAAUUGCCGAACCUUGGCUUUCAUCUUGCUCCCACAGCCCUACAACACCGGGCACAAGGCUUUGGUCAACAAGCACCGGAGGCUCCUGGAGGACAAAGUCCAUGGGUUUGCGGAGUGGGGCUUUGCUUCCUGGGCUAUGCAGCUGGAAAGAUUGUCAGCUGAGGACCCCACCUCAACAGACCUGGAUCUUCGCUUCCUGGCAGUGUACCACUCCGACUCGGCGGCUGAACUGUCUGCCUAUGAGAAUUCUGUGAAGGGCAAGAUGAUGGCUGAUUGGUGGGACAAAUCCACGGUGGCUGGUCCCAAG